UCCGUCAGUUUCUUUUGAUGGUGCGGAGACGUCUUAGCGAUUUCAAUGCGAAGAAAAAACAGAGAUUAAAAAGAGAAAGAAAAAGACAGAGAAUAUCCAUAAGAACCUCUUUUGACCAUCUCCUUCUCUUUUCAUUUUGCAUGCUUUACCCGAUUGGGAAGUUUCUUGUUUUUGUCCCCUCUUCACGCAUUCGUACGGAUCUAAUCUUGUGGUCAAUUAAAUCUUAGCGUUCCAAUUUGCUUAUCACUUCUUUUGGAGUUUUUAAUCUCAUGGCCGCCGCGUACGCGAGUUAUCUCCGGUUAGCGCGACUUGGUACGAGUUCAGGAGUAAAUCUGUCGACUCUCAGAUCAAUCACUUGUCCAAAACCGACAUUUGACAGGACUCUGUUCGAUCACCACGACAUUCGUUCAUCAUCAUCUCUGUUCAGACAAUCCCACGCCAGAUUCAUUUCACAACUUGUCAAAACCAAUGGCAAACGUUUACAUCUCGUCGAUACACUCGCCUUGGUUAGGAGCUUAGAAGCACAAGGACUACCUUCACAGCAAGCCGAGGCAAUAACAGGUGCUAUAACUGAAGUUCUGAAUGAUAGCUUGGGAGUUGUUUCUCAGUUGGUUGUUUGCAAGGGAGAGAUGCAGAAAGCUGAAAUGACUCAGGAAUCAAACUUAUCCAAGUUCAAAAGUGAAAUUAAUAGUUCACUGGACCACCAUUUCUCUCUGCUGCAACACGAGAAUGAGAAACUCCGCAAUGACAUUGAGCGAAUCCGCACUGAUAUAAGGCAUGAGAUAGAUAAAGUCACUGCAGGACAACGGUUGGACCUUAAUCUUGAAAAAGGGAGGAUAAGAGAUGAGCUAACAAAUCAAAAUGCCGAAACCUCUAACCUCACAAACAAGCUUGAUCGUGAGAUCCACACUUUGAGAGCGCAACUGGAAGCGGCCAAGUACGAGGUGAUCAAGUAUUGUAUCGGUACACUUGUCUCCAUCUCAGCCGUUGGUCUUGCCGUCCUCCGUAUCGUUAUGUAACUCCCAUAGCUGACCAACUCCCAAUCAUCUUUGCUGUUUUUUUUCAAGUCUAGGAUGAAAUCUUGGUCUGAUCUCUCCAUCUUUGUGAAUUAUUCCGAUGUUUAAUGUAAUUUGAUUUCCUUUAUUACAAUAUAUGACAAAAGAAAGAAAAAGUUUAACCAAUCUAUGAGAUUUGCGAACAAUGUAUAUAUGCUUAUGUUUCUUU
Messenger RNA from Brassica rapa (field mustard), 1224 nucleotides. Its product is annotated as protein FMP32, mitochondrial. Lineage: Eukaryota; Viridiplantae; Streptophyta; Magnoliopsida; Brassicales; Brassicaceae. The record is from RefSeq and is a predicted model, not a curated record. Gene Ontology annotation, cellular component: mitochondrion.